CCCCCAAAAGUUGUGAUGCUUUUCUUUACCCAGUGCUUUGGGGCUGUGUUAGAUCUCAUUCACCUCCGCUUUCAGCACUACAAGGCUAAACGGGUUUUCUCCGCCGCUGGGCAACUUGUCUGCGUUGUAAACCCCACGCACAACCUCAAGUAUGUGUCCAGCUGCCGAGCCGUCACUCAGAGCACACCAGAGCAAGGCAACUUCCCCCCUCACCACCUCACCCACCACCACCGCCAUCACCGCCCCCACCCGCACCUUCGCCACCACGCUCGCCCGCACCACCUCCACCACCAGGAGGCGGGGCUGCACGCCGCCCAGGUGACACCCUGCAUGUGCCCCCUGUUCUCCUGCCAGUGGGAAGGCCACCUGGAGGUGGUGGUGCCCCACCUGCGGCAGAUGCACAGGGUUGACAUCCUUCAGGGAGCGGAGAUCGUCUUCCUGGCCACGGACAUGCACCUCCCCGCACCAGCCGAUUGGAUCAUCAUGCACUCCUGCCUGGGCCACCACUUUCUGCUGGUGCUUAGGAAACAGGAGAGGCAUGAAGGGCACCCCCAGUUCUUUGCCACCAUGAUGCUGAUCGGGACCCCCACCCAGGCCGACUGCUUCACCUAUCGCCUGGAGCUCAACAGAAACCAUCGGCGUCUCAAAUGGGAGGCCACGCCCAGGUCUGUUCUCGAGUGCGUGGACUCGGUGAUCACCGACGGGGACUGCCUCGUCCUCAACACCUCGCUGGCCCAGCUCUUCUCUGACAACGGCAGCCUGGCCAUCGGGAUCGCCAUCACUGCCGCGGAGGUCUGCUCCUCAGAAGCCGAGAUGUGA
Molecule: messenger RNA, 819 nt
Organism: Mirounga angustirostris (Northern elephant seal)
Lineage: Eukaryota; Metazoa; Chordata; Mammalia; Carnivora; Phocidae
Gene: SIAH3
Product: siah E3 ubiquitin protein ligase family member 3
Exons: 2
Coding region: 16-819 (267 amino acids)
Biological process (GO): proteasome-mediated ubiquitin-dependent protein catabolic process; multicellular organism development
Cellular component (GO): cytoplasm
Molecular function (GO): ubiquitin conjugating enzyme binding; ubiquitin protein ligase activity
Source: RefSeq, a predicted model, not a curated record